Penicillium riverlandense is the source of this 489-nucleotide messenger RNA. RefSeq lists its product as uncharacterized. The record is from RefSeq and is a predicted model, not a curated record. NCBI's taxonomy places the organism in Eukaryota, Fungi, Ascomycota, Eurotiomycetes, Eurotiales, Aspergillaceae. The transcript has 5 exons. Bases 1 to 489 code for a protein of 162 amino acids.
AUGCGGCAUAGUGCCGUGAUCCUAGUGACAAGGGUCGGGCCGCCGGCGACUCCUACGGGACGCACUCGCGCCUCUAGUGGAGAUGGAACUCCUAUUCCUCCCACGCCGAUACGGGUCCGAAUCACCCGUGAUUCGCCCCUCGUGCCCCAGAUUUACUUCUACAUGUCGUACUUCCGCACUACCUUAGCCAAGUUCAAGAAGGAGGUGGUAAAGGACGGCCGCAGUCUAGAGCCAUUCUCAGUGAUUUGCGAAUACGAUGGUUUUGCCUCGAAACGGUGCAAGGGCUAUGACAAGAAGAAUGCCUCUUACUACUCGUCCGAUGAGCUUAUCGGGACCGUUUCGUCUGCGAUUCUUGAGCUCUAUAGGGUUUUUAACGCUAUGGCAAAGGCGCAUCGUUCUAAGUACGGAUUGACUGAUUCUAAGAGGGACGAGAAGAACACACCCCUAGAAUAUCGUGCCGCUAUCGAACGCCUAGUUAAGAAGUCCUAA